GUCUGCUCCCCGGACGGACGGACGGACGGACACUGCCGGUGAAAACACGGAAAUACGAUUAAACCCGAUGGACUGAACCUGAUCCUGGACUGGACUGGGGGGUGGGGGUCUAGGCCCCAUGGAAGCUGCGACACAUCUGGACCUGGUGAGACCGGAUCCGGUGGUCUAGGCGGAACCGACAGGAUCUGGGUCUGCAGCACUGAGUUUUUUUUUUCCUUUAACGUCAUUGGAAUAAAUUCGGUCCCGGUUGAGAGUUUGAGGGAGCGUCGGAUCCUGCUCCUCCUGGUCUGGAUUAGAGCCCAUCAGGAUCAUGAAUCACCCCCCCCACCCCCCCCACAUCCUCUAAUCUGGAUUUACAGAUCUGAUCUGGAUUACCCGCCUCCCGCUGGUUCUGAUCGGGUCACAUCUGACCCGGUCUGAACCGCCGGUCCUGGUCCUGGUCUGGAGUUCUGGUCCUACUGGUGGUGGUCCUGCUGCUGUUGCCAUGCCAACGUCCCGGCCUGGUUCCGAGCCGGUGGAGUUCUGGGUGGACGGGUCCAGGCGGGACGGGACCGUGGAGGAGUUCUACACCCUGAGCUCCGAACUGGGCAGAGGAGCCACGUCCAUCGUGUACCGCUGUGAGGAGAAACAGACGCAGAAGCCGUACGCCAUCAAAGUCCUCAAGAAAACGAUUGAUAAGAAAAUUGUUCGUACUGAAAUCGGAGUCCUGUUGCGUCUCUCACACCCGAACAUCAUCCAGCUGAAGGAGAUCUUUGAGACCGACACAGACAUCGCUCUGGUUCUGGAGUUGGUCACCGGUGGAGAACUGUUCGACAGGAUCGUGGAGCGAGGAUACUACAGCGAACGAGACGCCGCUCACGUCAUCAAACAGAUCCUGGAGGCCGUGGCGUAUUUACAUGAGAACGGAGUCGUCCAUCGUGACCUGAAACCUGAGAACCUGCUCUACGCCGACCUGUCGCUGGACGCACCACUGAAGAUCGCUGACUUUGGUCUUUCUAAGAUCAUCGAUGACCAGGUGACCAUGAAGACCGUCUGUGGAACUCCAGGAUACUGUGCUCCGGAGAUCCUGCGGGGAAAUGCCUACGGCCCUGAAGUGGACAUGUGGUCGGUGGGAGUUAUCCUGUACAUCCUACUCUGUGGCUUCGAGCCUUUUUUCGACCCUCGGGGGGACCAGUACAUGUACAGUCGAAUCCUCAACUGCGACUACGAGUUCGUGUCUCCAUGGUGGGACGAGGUCUCGCUCAACGCCAAGGACUUGGUCAGUAAACUCAUCGUCCUGGACCCCCAUAAACGCCUCAGCGUCCGCGAGGCCCUGCAGCACCCCUGGGUUCUGGGUAAAGCCGCCAGGUUCUCCCACAUGGACACGACUCAGAGGAAACUGCAGGAGUUCAACGCCCGACGCAAACUCAAGGCUGCCAUGAAGGCCGUUGUCGCCACCAGUCGGAUGCAUGAAGGUUCUCGGCGUCGAACUGACAGCUGUGAGAUUCCGGGCUCAGGGGCAUCGAGGCAGAGCAGCAUGCAGCAGGACCCGCCUCCUGAGUCCACAAGCCCCACCCCCUCAGAUAAAGAAGCCCCGCCCCCGGAUCAACCGCCACAGGGCGACAAAUCAAAGCCCGUGGACCAAAGUACCCUUAGCCCCACCCCCCCACGCAGCCCCAAACCGCCAAUCACUGAUGCCAGGGCCACGAGCUCCGCCCCCGUCCGGCCGCCGCUGCGAGUGGACGGACCGCGGCAGGCGUCUGUCGUCCCCAAAAGCAUGCUGGUCCAGCCCCGCCUACCGCAGAAGAGCUGCUCUGUGGUAGAGCCCGCCUCCAAGGGAGUGGCCCCGCCCACAAUGGCCACACCUCCAAGUCCAAACAGCCUGAGCAAUGGCUUCACCCCGGGGGCGGAGCCAACCAAUAAGACCGCCCAUUGCCAGUGAUUGCCUGGGAAACGCACCACAAAUCUUAAAAACAUCAUCGUCAGCCUUCCAUCCGCUCACUGGGACCAGAUCCAAACAUCUCUGACCUUUCACCUUUCUCCGGUUCUGUAGCUCCGCUGUGAUGCUAACAUGCUAACAGAUAUCUGACAAUUUGUGGAUGUUAACGCAUCCUCCAACAAAACUGAAAUAAACUGUCCCGUAUAAACACUCAGAGGAACGUAGAACACAGAUGAAACCACCAACAACACAAACGACCUGCGACAUGUCCAUGUUUAUCUUCUAUUUAAUUACAUCUUUUGUUUUAGUUGCUAACAUAGCUUUAGCCUAGCCUAGAUUUUACCACAAAUACAAAGCUUCAGCACGACUGGAAAACUGCUCCAUAAUUUACUUUUACAAGGUUUCUGCAGCUUAAAUAUGACAUUUUACUACCUUUAACACUAUU
Sphaeramia orbicularis (orbiculate cardinalfish) is the source of this 2363-nucleotide messenger RNA. RefSeq names its product calcium/calmodulin-dependent protein kinase type IV. Gene Ontology annotation, biological process: protein phosphorylation. Gene Ontology annotation, molecular function: ATP binding; protein kinase activity. The record is from RefSeq and is a predicted model, not a curated record. The transcript has 11 exons. Lineage: Eukaryota; Metazoa; Chordata; Actinopteri; Kurtiformes; Apogonidae. The coding region runs from base 485 to 1921 and encodes 478 amino acids.